Messenger RNA from Gambusia affinis (western mosquitofish), 2296 nucleotides. Its product is annotated as protein FAM217B-like. The record is from RefSeq and is a predicted model, not a curated record. The transcript has 4 exons. NCBI's taxonomy places the organism in Eukaryota, Metazoa, Chordata, Actinopteri, Cyprinodontiformes, Poeciliidae. The coding region runs from base 162 to 1646 and encodes 494 amino acids.
CAGUGGUUUCAGUGGAGAGCAGCGCCACAGCGCCCUCUGCCGGACGGCAACUGAAUGAUUCUAACACUAACAACAGGGUGCGCUCCGUGAUUCGGGGACCCCCCGCUCACUAUCCUGCUGCCAUUUCUUCUUCAUUCCAUUGGUGCCUUCUGAGAGCGGGGAUGGGCAGCAUCCUGCAGGAGCGGGUAGCGCAGCGCUGCGUGGAGAGGCUCUGCGUCGGUGACAAGGAGUGGAAGAAGAAAGCUCCGAGAAGCACCAGCAGGCCCAAUGUGGCCGGGACCAAGAUGGGAAGGAGGCAGUCACAAAGGAAGUUUCCACAGCCGCAGUGCCCGAUCCAGAGUCAGGAGAACAACCAUGAGAAGAAACCACAGAGAAGGAAACACAAGGCUAACAAAUGCAGCGCUCCGCAGCACAGCAGCGCUCAGGGAACCUCCAUGUUUCAUCCAGCGGCCCCUGAGGAAGACAGGAUGAAGAUCAAGGUGUCACCAGCCACGGAGAGCAGGAAGCACACGCACACAGGGCUGAGAACGAGCAAACACGCACCAGCCCUCCUGGACCACGGCCUGCCUCCUCUCAGCCCUGACCAGCAGGAGGAGCUCUCCCCGCAGGAGGACAGUGACACAGACUUGUCUGAGUCAGAAAGACUCCCCCUGUCCUCCCGUCCCCUCGCCCCGCGACUGGAGCUCAGGCCCGAGGUGGUGGAGGAUGGAGACGCCCCGCCUCACUGCCGGACGGUCAGAGGACGGGACUUCCCAGACUUCCUCCCUCCACCGUUCAAUUCGUGGAGCCUCAGUCAGCUGGCUGUUUUCUACAACACGGAGGGCAGAGGGGCCUUCCGACCCCGGCCCGUGGGCCCCUUGGAGCGGUACCUGGAGAGGUUGCUGCAGCUGGAGUGGCACCAGAUCCAGACGGUUCAGGCGGAGCGUGGGACGCAGGACGUACCAGGAGGGACGUCCUGUUGCCAGAGGUCCAGCGCUGCGGCCCCGGCCCCGACUCGCCUCAGCUCUCCCAAAUGCAUCCUGCAGUGCCAGCGCGCCUUCCCCCUCUCCUUCCUGUCCUCGCUAGCUGGACACUCCGCCCUUCUGGCCUGUGGCACUAGCGGUUUAUGCCGGAUCUGCUCCUCCAGCUGUAGCCCAUCAUGCUGCCGCUCCACCCACAGCCACAGCCAUCUGUCCAGACAUAGUCCGGAUGGCAGCAGAGGGCCCCUGCCGCGCCCCAAAAGGAGCUAUAGUGAGAGCCGGGUCCACUCGUCAGAUAGGAGGCUCAGAACCCAGAGGUCCGGCAGCCCCACCGGCUCCAGCAGCUACCUGAGGAGGAUGCAGGCUUCAGGAAACAUCCGGAAUCCCAUCCAUGCUGGUCCAGGAAGGACCCAUUCCUCUGUUAGGGGCUGUGAUGAGCCAGACUGGACAGCGGGAGUUCAAAGGAAGAGGAGCGGCUCUGAACAGAGGAGAGGUGGAGGGAGGCGCGUGAACAGAUCAGAGACGAGCCGGAGCAGUUCUGAGAGCAGAACAGGAAGAGCAGAGCGGAGCGAAGCCGCUGGCUGGACAGAGCAGGAAGUCACUGGAGUUAGUGUUUGUUUACCCGGGUCCAGACAUCCCCCCGUCCAGAGGCCGAGCAGGUCCAAACAGGUUGAAUUUGUUACAUGACAGCUCACACACUGCCAUCAAUCAGAGACCUGAUCAUCACCGGAUGAUCAUUCAUAUGAUCAACAUGUCUGUGUUUCAGCUGCAGAAAUUAUUUAAUGACUCAUUUUUAGCACCAUUACAAACACAAUGUGGUGUUUGUUGAAUGUUUACAUAAACAUCAAUGGAACCUGUAGGUGCUAAAGGCCUAGCUGUUCUUUUUUAAAAGAUGUUUUAUCCGUAAGCUACACUGCCUUACAAAAGUAUUCAUACCUCCUGAAGUGUUUUAUAUUGUGUCACAUUGCACACAUAAGCAAAAUGUGUCUUUGUGACACCAACACAAAGCAGGAACGAUUUCUUUGUUUUGUUGUUUUUCUAUUGAGGCAUAAAUCUAAACUCCAGUAAAUGAAAACAUAAGUAUUAAUAUAUUCACAAACGUAUGUAUGUGGCCAUUUUGAAUGUUUUGUGUCAUUGCCAUAUCCAAUCACAGUAAUUGAAAUGGGAUGCAUUCAGGUGAGGCUUGUUUGAUUAAAAAAAACCUUUUCAUUAAGCCCACAUUUCUGUUCUGAAAUAUUUGUAUUGGCCUGGUGUAAUAUUCUAAUCUUGAGUGUCAUGUUUUCAACAGUUGUAAACUGAAAAUCUUCUUAGCUAACAGAAAUAAAGGUCGGAAAACA